AUGCGGGCCAUCCGUCACUUUGUUUCGGAGAGCGUUUCGGGUGCCACCACUUUUCUUGCAGACUCGCCUCCAGCUGACGUCGCCGGACCGGUGGGCCGAAGCUACUUCUCCACGGAUCCCCAGAACUCGGCGGCCUGGUGGCUGAGGUACACCACCGCCACGCCCACUGAAGACGAUGGCACUGUGGGCCACGGAGUGAGCGAGGCGGCCGUUGCCGUUCAGGUGCAGAACCCCUUGGGCCACGAGGUCCAGAGGCUCUAUUUCCUCAGCGCUCCCGACUGGCGGAGCACAGUGAACACCAGCAUGCGGGACUUCGUGCAUGCGGCAGCGAUCUCCUGGGACACUGUCAUGAUGCGGAGGCAGCAGUAUGAGCCGUGGACAGACUUCCACGACGGCUUCCUCAUGAACACCCUUCGGCUUGAUGAGCUGGCUCAACAGCGCCACCCUCUUCAGCUGUACGACAGAUGCAAGGUUGCACGAACCUAUAUCCCGAACACCACGUACACGAGCGAGUGGUUGAGAAGAUCCACGAAGGAGAACGACCCCGGCUGUGGGCUCCUGCAGACCUCCGCGCCCCAGUACCUGGAAGAGUCUCGAUACGAUGACCCGGAUGCCUGCCGCGACAACUCCGACUUCGAGCAGCCGGUGCGCACCCUUUGGAAGGCAACCUUUGCGGUGCUGGAUGCUGGCGCCGCCCGGGACUUUGCAAUCCACGUGCUGGGGGGCUCCCGCAUUCCGGAGCCGUAUCCAUGGCCGGCCGAUCCCAACUGCAUUGCGGCGCAGUGGGUCAGCUUGCCGGUAUUUCAGGGCGACUUGGAGCGUCUUGCCUAA
Symbiodinium natans is the source of this 831-nucleotide messenger RNA. Lineage: Eukaryota; Dinophyceae; Suessiales; Symbiodiniaceae. The record is from the annotation of a GenBank genome assembly.